GCACACUUGGCAAUCCGCCGCCGAGCCUCCAGAAGCGUCAGAGAUUAAGUAGGCCUGCCUUUACAGGACGGUCAAUUAAUUUCCCGUUUAUCUUGAAAGUACUAUCAGGUGGACCGAAACAUCAGAAAUGAGAGAUGAGGGGAUCGCGGAGGAUAUGUUGAAUGUUUCCCGGAGAUGCCUCAGUGUGGCUUUCAAGGUAUAUAAAAGAAGUCUCAUCCGUCAUGUAGGAAAUUUUCUUGCUCAUCAUUCACCAUCAUUCAUUCUUUACACAACAUUGCAUCUUCUUCAAUUUCCAUACAUUUUUCUACAGAUCAUCUCAAGCUAGUCUUUUGAGUUUCAACUACUUCUUUAUCUACAUCAACAGCUUUAUCAACAAAACUCUCACAACAUUCAAAAUGAAGUCUCAAAUCCUCAUCGCUGCUCUCGGAUUGAUGUCCUCUGCUUCCGCAGCUCCAUCUGCAUCGAUUGAGGCUCGUGUUGCAGGUUCUCCCAUCGGGUACGGCGCGGGGACCACGGGAGGAGCUGGAGGAACUACAACCACAGUGACAACCUGCGCAGCUCUCAUCGCUGCAACGGACAAGAAGUCCACCGCGAAGAGAAUCGUCUACAUCGAUGGUCUCCUCUCAGGAUGUGGAAUUGUUGAUGUCGGCAGCAACGUAUCCAUCUUCGGAAAAGGUACCAAGUCCGGUGUAACCAACGCUGGUUUCCGUGUUCGCAAGAACACCAAUGUCAUCUUCCAGAAUUUGGCUUUGGGCCCUGCACCACCCAAGGGCGAUAUCCUCGCCAUUGACCAGUCGACAAAGGUCUGGAUCGAUCACAACAACUUUGUCUCCAAGGGUCUCGUCGGAGGCAAGGACGACUAUGAUGGACUCUUAGAUGUCACCCACGCCUCCGAUGGCGUCACAAUCUCCUGGAACAAAUUCCAAGGACACUGGAAGGGCUCCCUCGUCGGCCACUCCGACAACAACGCCGCCGAAGACACCGGCAAGCUCCACGUCACCUACCACCACAACCAAUUCUCCCAAGUCAACUCCCGCCUCCCAUCCGUCCGGUUCGGAACCGCCCACGUCUUCAACUCCCACUAUCUCGGCACGGAUACUUCUGGCAUCAACUCCCGCAUGGGAGCUCAAGUCUACGUUGAGGCUAAUGUCUUUGACAACACCAAGCUCGCUAUGGUCACGGAUCUGGAUUCAAAGCUCCCGGGUUCUAUCUGUGAUGUGAAUAACAUCCUUACUGGUACAUCCACUACGCGAAUCACUCAGAAGUGCACGCUCAAGGUCCCAUACUCUUAUACCGCUGAGAAGGCAAGCACUGUCGCUGCGUCUGUUGCUGCUGGUGCUGGUGUUGGAAAGGUCUCUCCAUAGAUGAAGAAUGUCUAAUCCGAGUUGGGGUGGGAUUUUCUGGAGGGGAAGGCAUUUAUUCGACAGGGUUGAGAGAAGACCCAUCGCUGUUCUUGUAUAUACAAUUUUUCUAUUCUUUUCACCUUGCAUAUAUCUCAGGUAGCACAUAUUCUAUUCAAGCUCAAAUUCAGCAUUUCAAGCAAGAAACCUAUUCUCCCUGACUUCUUCUCAUCCUCCUCCUGUGCUCGCCGAAGAAUCCCGCUUUCAAUUCCUCCUUCGAACCCAAACCUCGGCUCUAUCCGAAGAUGCCGGAGAGGAAAGAGAAAAAAAAAAGGUUCCCCACAUGUUCGAAAUAGAUUAACAUAAAUUGCCUUCCAAGAUCUUGGAAAACAUGGUAAACUGGGCCGCACGCUCCUUGGGAUUCGCGUACCUGGCUACUGGUUCCCAAG
Cadophora gregata is the source of this 1789-nucleotide messenger RNA. RefSeq lists its product as uncharacterized. Gene Ontology annotation, molecular function: pectate lyase activity. The transcript is spliced from 2 exons. Bases 396 to 1364 code for a protein of 322 amino acids. The record is from RefSeq and is a predicted model, not a curated record. Lineage: Eukaryota; Fungi; Ascomycota; Leotiomycetes; Helotiales; Ploettnerulaceae.